GUAAAUAUCUCUUAUCCCUUCCCUCCAACAGAAAGGCUUUGCCAGGAUACGAGAGAGAGAGAGAGAUGCAGUCCUCAAUUUGCUUGCCAAGUUCAGCAGCUACUCUGAAGCCCUUUCACAAUCCUUUUGGGGGAGAUUCUCUUUGUUCAAAACCAUGUUUGUUUAUCAGGAAAAGAGCUUCUUUUACUACCAAGGCACUUCUGUCAAGCACCAGAGAAUCAGUCCUGAAGGAUUUCCAUGAGAAAAAGGCUCUCAAGAUUAUAUCAGGUUUGAAGAAUUUUGACAGAGACAAUAUUGCUUCAGUUGUUACUGCUGCAGACAAGGGCGGGGCAACUCAUGUGGACAUUGCUUGUGACCCAGAAUUGGUUAAGCUGGCCGUUAGCUUAACUUCUCUUCCAAUAUGUGUUUCUUCUGUGGAUCCAUUGGCAUUUCCUGCUGCUAUUGAUGCAGGAGCAUUAAUGGUUGAAAUAGGAAAUUAUGAUUCAUUUUAUGAUGAGGGCAUGGUGUUCUCUCCAGAACAGAUUUUAAACCUGACAAAGAAAACGAAGAAGAUGAUUCCAUCGGUGACCCUGUCCGUCACAGUUCCUCACACCCUAAGCCUCCCUGAUCAGGUCAAGCUGGCAGAGAUAUUGGAACAGGAAGGUGUUGACAUCAUACAAACUGAAGGAGGAAAAUGUUCAAAACCUUCAAAAUCUGGCAUCCUUGGUUUGAUUGAGAAGGCAACACCAACAUUGGCAGCAGCAUAUUCUAUUUCGAGGGCUGUCAAGAUUCCAGUUCUUUGUUCAUCCGGACUAAGUUCAGUGACAGCACCGAUGGCCAUAACUGCCGGGGCAGCGGGUGUGGGUGUUGGCUCGGCUGUAAACAAGCUCAAUGACGUGGUUGCUAUGAUCGCAGAGGUCAGAAGUAUAGCUGAUUCACUAGCUUUGUUGGCUGAUAGGCGUAAUUCUUCUGAAGAGAGAACUUUGAAACACUAUAGUUCAUACUGAAGACCCAAAUGACAACAAACUGAUAUUGACUAGUAACUUGUACUGGUUUCCUUGGCAAGUGAUGUUAGGGUGUAGUUUGGUUCGCGGAGUUUUUCAAGAAUAAGAGUUUUUCUUUGGUCAAUUGCCAUUGAUUCUUAUGUGUUGGUUGUAGUUUGGUUCGCUUGUCAAUGGCCAUUGAUUCUCAUGUUUGAUUGUAGUUUGGUUCGCGGAGCUUUUCAAGAAUAAGAGUUUUUUGUUGUUGUUAAUUGCGAAUUGAUUCUUAUGUU
Messenger RNA from Tripterygium wilfordii, 1252 nucleotides. RefSeq lists its product as uncharacterized. Lineage: Eukaryota; Viridiplantae; Streptophyta; Magnoliopsida; Celastrales; Celastraceae. Bases 66 to 986 code for a protein of 306 amino acids. The record is from RefSeq and is a predicted model, not a curated record. The transcript has 9 exons.